AUGAGCUUAACCAAGAAAGCACCGACUCAGUCAAGUGAUCCAAAGCUAAGUUCAAGUAUCAAACCAACAACUUUGAACCCUCAUGCUGCUGAGUUUGUUCCAUUUACUCUAAGAUCUCCUUCAUCUGGAGCUACUACAAGCAAUCUUGAUCUUACAUCAAGACUUUUAGCUUCAUCUAGCUAUGUAGGAAAAGCUGUGUUGGACCGUUCUGAAUCGUCUGCAUCACAUCAUUCAGACGAAGAAGCACGACAGUUCUGGAGUCACCAGCUUCCUGAUGAUAUUACACCAGAUUUCAAGUUCAUGACUCAAGAUGACAAUUCGUAUGGAUCUGGGAGCUUGUCACUAGCUAGCUUGUCGUUGUAUGAAGCUAAUGAAGUUGAAAAGUUUCCUUCUGCUAGUGGAGGAGGAGGAUAUUCAUUUUCAGACCAAUCUGGAUUAGCUUCACAUAACGCUAAUGGUAAUAACUUGUCCGAGAAGAGUAGAUAUCCCGUUUCUUCAUUCGGGGAAGAUCCUCAACGACCGAGUUUCAUGCAUCUAAGUCCAAAGCCUUGGGAUAAGCAGAUUAUGAAUGCUGAGCAGCUUCUUUGGAAUGACAGCGAAAGAAACCCUUUUGGUGGAAGUUCGCGGCAGUACAUCAACGAUAUGAUUACCGAGAAUCCGACUAUAGGAGAAAUAGAGGUGAACCCUGUGGAGUUUCUUGCUUCUCAGUUCCCUGGAUUUGCUGCUGAGAGUCUUGCAGAAGUUUAUUUUGCUAAUGGGUGUGAUUUGCACUUGACAGUUGAGAUGCUUACUCAACUUGAGAACCCUGGUCCUUUGACAACUUUCUGCUUUCUUGCCUAUCUACAAGUGGAUGGUGGCUUCAAUCAGAACAUAAGCCCUAAGAGUUUUGCUCCUCCUAAUCUCACUCCCAUGGAUUUUCCAGCCCUGAGCAUCUCAAAUAGCCAGAGUAUCCCUGCACAGUUUGGUGGAGACGGUUUGCAACAAAAGGACAACAUGUUUUUCUUGAAGUCGGGCUCAUCGGUUUCUCAGCCUGGUUCAAUCGAUUAUGUUUCUGCUGUCAGGAAGUUAGCAUCCCAGGAUUCUGGUAUUUGGAAAUACGAACGAAACGAUUCAGCAGACUCAUCUAUUGGCUCAAGCAGAAAUUCUGGUGCUUACAAGAGUGGGCGUGCGAGAAACAUAUAUUCUGAUAAGCUACAAUACGGAGCCCCAAAUCGACCUGCUCCUGUUUGGGUGGAGACCGGGGAUGCUGUUGGGAAUAUGUAUACUGACUUGCGCGAGGAAGCACGUGACUAUGCACGUCUGCGGAAUGUAUACUUUGAACAGGCACGGCAAGCAUACCUUGUUGGCAAUAAGGCCUUAGCUAAAGAGCUGAGUGUCAAAGGACAGCUACAUAACAUGCAGAUGAAAGUCGCUCAUGGGAAAGCUCAAGAAGCCAUUUACCGUCAAAGGAACCCGGCGGGUCAAGGGAACAGUAGAGGGAACGAGAGAAUGAUAGACUUGCAUGGGUUACAUGUGAGUGAGGCACUUCAGGUGUUGAAGCACGAACUAAGCGUGUCUAGGAGUACAGCUCGAGUUACUCAAGAGAGGCUUCAGGUUUACAUAUGUGUAGGGACUGGCCACCACACAAGAGGUUCCCGAACACCGGCUAGACUCCCGGUUGCUGUACAGCGCUACCUACUCGAAGAAGAAGGGCUCGACUAUUCCGAACCUCAGGCCGGUCUUCUUAGAGUCAUCAUUUACUGA
Molecule: messenger RNA, 1743 nt
Organism: Thlaspi arvense
Lineage: Eukaryota; Viridiplantae; Streptophyta; Magnoliopsida; Brassicales; Brassicaceae
Source: the annotation of a GenBank genome assembly